AGCCGUGAUGGACAAGCUGCUAAGCGACACAAACCCAAGCACAAACCCAAGCAUGGCCGAGGACACCAACCCAAGCAUGGCGAAGGGCGACGGAGUGUCAACCGAGGUCGUCCCUAUCCCGAGCGGCCCGCCGCCGCUGCCGUUCCUCGGCAACUUGCGCGAUCUCACGGGUCCGGAUGGCGGCCUUCACGAGCACAUUACGCGCCUUGUGUCGGAGUACGGCGGCCUCUUCUCCCUCCAGAUCCCAUCCGGGCUCAUCAACCUGCCCACCGCCAAGUUCGGCGGCACCGUGGUGCUGGCCGACCCGGAGCUGCUCGGCGAGCUGUUCCAGCGGCCGGACGUGUUCCAGAAGCGUCUCUUCAAGCACAGCGCCAUCCGCCAAGGGCUGGGAGGGCAGGGCCUCUUCACCACGGAUGACGACGAGCCCAUCCACGACCAAGCUGCCCGCGUGCUGCUGCCCGCAUUCUCGAUGAGGGGCAUGCAGGAGUACUUUGAGAUGAUCAAGGAAACGACGGCGGUGCUCCAGCAGCAGUUCAUCGAGCAGGGCGCCGCCGGCGCCGCCGUCGACCUGCACCCGCUCCUGAGCCGCUACACCUUCGACAUCAUCGGGAAGGUUGGAUUCGGGCGUGAUUUUUCUAGCCUGACUGGCCGCCCCUGCAGCUUCCUCGACCGUUUCCAGGAGUUUUCGGAAUCGAGUCUGCGGUUGCAGCAGGGCAUCGGCGGCUUUAGCGGAGCGUUCAAGACCUCCAAGGCGGUCGCGGCCGCGGCGGGUGGCUGCCCAUUUGCCAAGAAGGGCAUCGUCAAGGACAUGGCGACCCGCAUGCUGACCGAACCCGACCCGGAGACGGGCGAGCUCCUGCCAGACGACAACAUCGUGAACCAGGCCGCAACCUUCCUGAUCGCGGGGCACGACAGCACGUCCACCGCCAUCACGAUGCUGCUGUACCACGUCGCGCAGAGCCCGGACGUGGAGGAGAGGGUCUACAACGAGGUGAUGUCGGUCGUCGGCGACGGGCCGAUCACCUGGGACGCGCUCGGCAAGAUGAAGUACUGCACGCAGGUGGUCAAGGAGAACCUGCGUCUCUUCUCGCCGGCCGCGCAGUUCGUCAAGACGAGCCCGCCCGACCAGACCGUCACGCUUGGCCGCUACGUGGUCCCGCCGGGCACGAGCUUUGUCUGCAGCACGUGGGGCCUCCACCGCAACCGCGACGUCUACCCGGACCCACUCAAGUUCGACCCCGACCGCUGGUCCGACGAGAACGCGGCCAAGCGGUCGCCGUACGCCUGGCUCCCCUUCAGCUACGGCAAGCGCGGCUGCAUCGGGCAGCAGCUCUCGCUCAUCGAGCAGCGCGUCUGCCUCGCCUCGCUCGUCCGCAAGUUCCACUUCCGCGUCGACCUCUCCACCAAGCUCGAGGUGACAGCGCCGCUCUUCCUCGACCCGCAGGGCAUCUUCCUCAAGUGUGUGCCGCGAGCCGAGCCCGUCGAGCGGCCGCUCCCCUCGGUGCUGCCGGCUGCGGCUACCGCCCCGUCGCAGCCGGCCGACGUGGGCGAGGUCGAGGCGCUCAAGGGCAAGCGGCUGGUUGUCCUCUUUGGCUCCAACAUGGGCAGCGCCGAGGACUUUGCCGACCGCACCCUGACCACGGGCAAGGGCUUCGGCAUGGUCGCCGAGAAGCACUCUCUCGACAAGCUGGUCACCGCCAAGGUGAUGCUGCCCAAGGGCGAGGACGGCCUCGUCAUUGUCGUCACGAGCGUGUACAAUGGCCAGCCGCCGGACAACGCGCGCCGCUUCGCCGCGUGGCUCGACACCCCCGACGCCGCGGCCGCCGUGGAGGGCGUGCGCUUCGCCGUCUUUGGGUGCGGCAACAAGCAGUGGGCGGCGACGUACAUGCAGUUCCCGCGCACGGUGUCUGAGACGCUCGAGAGCCUCGGCGGGCUGCCGAUGGUGCCGAUGGGCGAGGGCGACAUGGACAGCGGCGAGGCCGAGCUCAGCUUCACGCGCUGGCAGGUCUCGUUGGUGGUGGCGCUGCUGCAGGCCCACGGCGCGCGGAUCCCCGACGGCAUCAAGGAGACGCUCUACCCCAAGCUGCCCGUCUACUCGAUCUUCCACAAGGUGGACGCCAAGGCGGAGGAGAUCCCGGUCGCGACCCUCGAGGCCAACCUGCAGGAGGCGAAGCGGCAGGCGCUCCGGACCUUCCUCGCGGGCAACCAGGCCUUCCUCGCCGAGGUGUCUUGCAACCGCGAGCAGCUCGCGGCGCCGGACCGCUCCACGCGCCACAUCGAGGUCGCGCUCCCGGACGGCGUCUCGUACGCCGCGGGAGACCACUUGGGCGUCGUGGGCGGUAACCCGGACGAGGUCGUCUUCGCUUACAUGGAUCGGCUCGGGCUGGCGCGCGACGCGGUGGUGCGGAUCGAGCUCGAGGAGGGGAGCUCGAGCUCGACCGUCCCGCUCGGGCGCAACGUCGCCGCCUACGCGGUGCUCGCGUACCACUUCGAGCUGCAGCAGCUGGCCUCGCGCGCGCAGCUGUACGCGCUCUCGAAGCUCGCCUGCGAGCCGGCCGAGGCGGAGCACCUGCGCACCCUCGCCGACUUUGGCCGCGACAACAGCGGCGAGGUGCAGGGGGGCUCCCCGGACGCCUUUGAGCGCUACGUGCUGCAGUCGCGGCGCACGCUGCUGGAGGUGCUGCAGGAGCACCCGUCGGUCGAGGUCUCGGCGGGCGCGGUGCUUGGCAUGCUGCCCCCGAUGAAGCCGCGCUACUACUCGAUCUCCUCCUCGCCAAAGCACUCGCCGGGCGUCGCCACCGUCUCGGUGUCCGUGGUGCAGGGGACCAGCCCGACCGGCAGGCGGCACCUCGGCCUCUGCUCAAACUACCUCAAGGCGCAGGCAUGCCAAAAGAGCUUCCCGCCCUCGGUCAUGCCCUCCCUGCCGGGCGGCCCGUCCGGCAAGGGCAUGCCGCUCUUCACCUUCGUCAAGGACACGGGCUCCUCCUUCCGGCUGCCGCAGAGCGACGUGCCCGUCAUCAUGGUCGGGCCGGGUACGGGCGUCGCGCCGAUGCGCGGCUUCAUCCAGGACCGGGUGGCCGACGGCAGGAGGGAGAAUGUGCUCUUCUUCGGCUGCCGCGACGAGUCCGACUACCUCUUCAAGGACGAGCUGCAGGCGUGGGAGGCGGACGGCUCGCUCAAGCUCUUCGUCGCCUUCUCGCGCAAGGAGGGGACGCCAAAGACGUAUGUGCAGCACCUCGUCGAGCAGGAAAAGGCGCUGAUGGUGGAGCUAGUCAUGAAGGGCGCGCAUGUCUACGUGUGCGGCGACGCCUCGAAGAUGGCGCCCGACGUGAAGGCGACGGUGGCGCGCCUGCUGUCCGAGGCGGGACACGGCGAGGACUGUGUGGAUAGGAUGGCGGCCGAGGGCCGGUACUGUGAGGACGUCUGGGCUGCGCAGUCGUUUUGAGCCGACGUUGAUCUAGGAGCGCCUUUGUGGAUGGGGUGUGCUGCCACGUCCUUUUUUUGAUCAUGUGCCCGGAUGCGGUUGCGGAUAAACUCUAUCUGAAAGCG
Molecule: messenger RNA, 3549 nt
Organism: Emiliania huxleyi CCMP1516
Lineage: Eukaryota; Haptophyta; Isochrysidales; Noelaerhabdaceae
Exons: 2
Coding region: 8-3445 (1145 amino acids)
Cellular component (GO): cytosol
Molecular function (GO): heme binding; iron ion binding; NADPH-hemoprotein reductase activity
Source: RefSeq, a predicted model, not a curated record